Molecule: messenger RNA, 3195 nt
Organism: Acomys russatus (golden spiny mouse)
Lineage: Eukaryota; Metazoa; Chordata; Mammalia; Rodentia; Muridae
Product: protocadherin beta-4-like
Exons: 1
Coding region: 315-2834 (839 amino acids)
Biological process (GO): homophilic cell-cell adhesion
Cellular component (GO): plasma membrane
Molecular function (GO): calcium ion binding
Source: RefSeq, a predicted model, not a curated record
ACAGUAGUGGAUGACCUUACCAAUUACGCUAUAUAAGACAAAUAACAAUGUUGGCAAAGAAAAAAAUUAUAUGCACUUUUAAUGUGGCAUUAAUUUGGACAAUAAAAACGGUGUCUUGACAUUCAAAGGUAUUCUGACAUAAAACUAGAACUGUAUCCAUUUCCCAAAGAAGACACAGGGUGGCGCUGCAGGCUAAGGCUAUGAUUAAAAAGCACUAAAAUACCAGGAACCGCUGGCUGCAAUAUAGAACAAAAGACCCAGGCAAGCGCUUUGCUAGCAGUAAGGAGCUAUGGAGGGGUUUGGGCAAGGAUAUAAUGGAUAAAUGUAAGACUAAGAACAACGUUGUGAAGAUUCCUCCGAAGGAGAAAGCCGAAUUCAGCGUUUCAAACUAUUUGGAGACUGCUAAAGGAUUGGAUGCAAGCACUCACUGCCCCAUCAUGGAGAACCCAGAGAGAAUUCACCCAAACAGGCAAGUAAUGGCUUUUGUUUUAAUCCUGGUUUUGGUUCAGGUUUGCAGUGAGUCAACGACUCGGUACUUUGUCUUGGAGGAAACAGAAAGGGGCUCCUUUGUAGCCCAUCUGGCCAAGGAUCUGGGCCUGGAUUCUGGGGAGCUGGCUGCCAGGUCUGCAAGGGUGGUGUCUGAUGAUUUCAAGCAGCGACUGCUGCUGGAUCCUGAGACUGGAGACUUGCUUCUGAGGGAGAAACUAGACCGGGAAGAGCUGUGUGGCUCUGUGGACCCCUGUGUGCUGCAUUUCCAGGUGUCUCUUGAAAAGCCAGUACAAUAUUUUCAAGGAGAACUAUUGAUCCAGGAUAUAAAUGACCACUCGCCAGAAUUCCCAGAUAGGGAAAUACUCCUGAAAAUACUGGAAAACAGCCAGCCAGGCACACGGUUUUCAUUAAAAUUAGCCCAGGAUUUGGAUGUGGGCAGCAACGGGCUCAAACUAUACACUGUUAGCCCCAACUCUCAUUUUCAUGUCCUCACUCAAAAUAAUAGCAAAGGUGAGAAAUACCCUGAGUUGGUUCAGGACAGAGCCCUGGACAGAGAGGAGCAGGCAGAGCUGAGCUUAACCCUCACGGCUCUGGAUGGUGGGUCUCCACCUAGGUCAGGGACAACCAUGGUUAGAAUCCUGAUCAUGGACAUCAAUGACAAUGCUCCUGAAUUUGUGAACAGCCUCUAUGAGGUGCAGGUCCUGGAGAGCAGUCCCCUAGACACCCCAAUCCUGACUGUCUCAGCACGGGAUGCAGAUGCUGGCAGUUUCGGAAGGGUUUCCUAUGGCUUGUUCCAAGCCUCAGAUGAAAUCCAGCAAACUUUCUCACUAAAUGAAACUACGGGAGAAAUGCGAUUGAAAAAGAAAUUGGAUUUCGAAAAAAUUAAAUCUUACAAUGUUGAAAUCGAGGCCAUAGAUGGAGGCGGCCUUUCUGGGAAGGGCUCGGUGGUGAUAGAGGUGGUGGACGUGAAUGACAAUGCCCCGGAGCUGACCAUAUCUUCACUGACCAGCUCUGUCCCAGAAAAUGCUCCUGAGACCAUAAUCAGCAUCUUCAGAAUUGGAGACAGGGAUUCUGGAGAGAAUGGAAAGGUGAUUUGCUCUAUUCCAGAAAACUUACCAUUCAUUCUAAAAUCCACUUUUAAAAAUUUCUACACCCUGGUAACAGAGAGCCCACUGGACAGAGAGAGCAGAGCCGAGUACAACAUCACCAUCUCUGUCACCGACCUGGGCACACCCAGGCUCACAACCCAGCACACCAUAACAGUGCAGGUGUCUGACAUCAAUGACAACGCCCCUGCCUUCACCCAACCCUCCUACACCCUGUUUGUCCGGGAGAACAACAGCCCCGCCCUGCACAUAGGCACCAUCAGAGCCACAGACUCGGACUCAGGCUCAAAUGCCCACAUCACCUACUCACUGCUGCCGCCCCAAAACCCACAGCUGGCCCUCGACUCGAUGAUCUCCAUCAAUCCAGACAAUGGGCAGCUGUUCGCACUCAGGGCACUGGACUAUGAGGCCCUGCAGGCCUUUGAGUUCCUCGUGGGCGCUGCAGACCAUGGUUUGCCCGCGCUCAGCAGCCAGGCGCUGGUGCGCGUGCUGGUGCUGGAUGACAACGACAAUGCGCCCUUUGUGCUCUACCCACUGCAGAAUGCCUCUGCACCCUGCACAGAGCUGCUGCCCAGGUCUGCAGAGCCCGGAUACCUGGUCACAAAGGUAGUGGCAGUGGACCACGACUCUGGCCAGAAUUCCUGGCUGUCAUUCCAGUUGCUCAAGGCCACGGAGCCCGGACUAUUCAGCGUGUGGGCGCACAAUGGCGAGGUGCGCACCACCAGGCUGCUGAGUGAGCGAGAUGCCCCCAAGCACAGGCUGCUUCUUCUGGUCAAGGACAAUGGGGAGCUUCCUAGGUCAACCAGUGUCACCCUGCAAGUGUUGGUGGUGGAUGGUUUCUCCCAGCCCUACCUGCCUCUGCCAGAGGUGGCGCUCAAUCCCCCUCAGGAUGAUGAGGAUGCACUCACCUUGUACCUGGUCAUCGCCUUGGCAUCUGUGUCUUCACUCUUCCUCUUCUCUGUCCUGCUCUUCGUGGGCAUGAGGCUGUGCAGGAGGGCCAGAGAGGCCUCAUUGGCUGUCUGCUCUGUGCCUGAGGGACACUUUCCAGGCCACCUGGUGGAUGUCAGCGGCACUGGGACUCUGUCCCAGAGCUACCAGUAUGAGGUGUGUCUGACAGGAGACUCUGGGACUGGUGAGUUCAAAUUCCUCAAACCCAUGAUCCCCAACCUGUUGGGUCAGGACGCUGGGAGAGAACUUAAGGAAAAUCUCCACUGCAGGGAUAGCUUUGUAUUCCGCUAAAUAUUCUAAUGAUCCAAUGAAUCUAAGAAUGGAUAUAACUCUUAUGUAUCUACAUAAGUGCGAUGUUAACGAGCUUUUUAAAAAAAAACAACUGCCAUGUGUGCAUGUCUCCAACCGCCCUCAUUUUUCCUAUUGAUAUUAAGCAUGCUUAGGAUGUCAUCAUAUUUUGAUGUCAUUAUAUUAUAUUUGAUGUAUUUGGUGACUAAUAUUCUCAUAGCUACAAAUAACUGAAGUAGCAUAAAAUUUGUUUUAAUGACUUUCUUUUUUAAUGGUCAUGAGAAAAUUUGAUUUCCUGUAUAAUUGUGACACCUUUUUUAACCGUAUUCCUUUAUCUUUUUAAGGUUAGAAUGCAUAGUUUGUU